AUGGACGACCGAACUGGACACGUGGACAUUGCAGGGACAGCGAUCCUGCGCACUCUGCAAGACCGACAGGACCAUACCUUGCGCGUCAGAGUGUCAAUGGACGCUUCCCCGAAUGAUCCGGACGGGUCACUGGUUUCAUCUGGGGAAGACUAUGCGUUCGCACCUGACUAUGAUGUGACACCCUACUAUGCGGAGAGUGCAGUCUCCCAAAUCUCGAACGCUCCAACACCUGCACUGUACACGGACAGUCAGGGACAGCCCAGAUGGAGUCGGUCUGCUUCGUUGAGCAUUCCUGAGCCUCAGACUCAGGGCCUAAACUUUGUGCAGAUAAGAGACUGGAACCCUGACGCAGCUUACGAUGAGCAGCCGCCUAGGUACCUCCACUACCGGAUCGACUGGAGACUGAUGAUCAAUAAAUCGAUUGUAUCCAGAAAUACCAUUGAGGACAUCGUACUACAGCCGACCUCGUACGGCCCCUGCGUCCUCCUGCCUCGACUUGAAGAGGUGUUGAAGAGAAAGAUUCUCCCCCCUCGGUCUGUUCGACCCAAUGAGACAGAUAUUGAGAUAAAGGUGACACAAAGAUCCGAGGACGAUUUUGUGGCGCAAUACGCAAAAACAGAUGUUGACUGGCUAAAAGUGGAGAGUAAACUGCUGCAAUGGAGUGAGCUAUUUCGUAAAGGGAAGAAGCUGCGAGUGAAUAUCUGCUUUCGGUAUGUGGAAAUCACUACGGAGUUUGCAUCGAACUUCGUCAACGCAAAUGGCAAACGAGCAAGAGGUAGUGCCACAGAGCAACAGCGGGCUGAACUCACGGAUGAGGCGAACGCCGAACAAGCGUUGACGGGCCGACCAGCCGCAUGGCAGAGUAUGUACCGUCUUUUCCACUGUCCCGGUCCACCCUGUGACUUGCGACCUUGGUGUUGGUUCGAUUCUCAAAAGAACAAGCGAUUUGAACUCAAAACACAUCACCUUCGGACCCUCAUUCGCCGUAAGGGAACCGGAGUCGUGAUAGAGUCGCAUGAGGACAUGCCCGAGGAUCUCCGAGAACAGAUUUACAGGGAAGCGGAGCAGAGUGAGCGGCGCAAACAGACUCACAGCACGGCACCCGCCUCCAGCGUGCUGCCAAUCCAAAUCACCAAUGUCCUGCCAGCUCACACGGCAGCACAGGCGGCACCAGUCACCAAAGCAGAAGUGAGCCCAAUCAGCUUUCAUGGGUUUCGUGAUGAGCGUCUCAAGGACUAUGGCAGCUGGCUGCAAUCAACAAUCAAAGACUCAUCCUGGAGAGCGGGUUUUCAGAAGGCCACCGACUUUCUGGUUCGCAAAUGCAUCGACCUACAACUUCUCUUUGAGGAAGAAAAUCCGGAUCCUCAGUGGCUCGCCAGUGAGGCAGGAGUGGAGAUAGGUAUCGCAAAGCGAUUCUAUCGCGACAUCAAACAGUUCCACAAACGAUGCAAGCUAGAUCAUGCGGAUAACCAACAAGGAGAGCGGAUUCUUCAGUAG
Messenger RNA from Cyphellophora europaea CBS 101466, 1497 nucleotides. RefSeq lists its product as uncharacterized. The coding region runs from base 1 to 1497 and encodes 498 amino acids. The transcript has a single exon. Lineage: Eukaryota; Fungi; Ascomycota; Eurotiomycetes; Chaetothyriales; Cyphellophoraceae. The record is from RefSeq and is a predicted model, not a curated record.